UCUCCCCAAAAUUCCCAUUUUCUUGCUCACAGCCAUGGCCUUCCUCACCUACAUCCUCCUCGCCGGCCUCGCUUUGGGCACCCAAAACAGAUUUUCCCCGGACAGCCUGGGGCUGGUGGCGAGCUCGGCGCUGGCCUGGCUGCUGCUGGAGGUGCUGAGCGUUCUCCUGAGCCUUUACUUGGUCACCGUCAGCACCGACCUCACCCCCAUCGACCUCCUGGCCUUUGCUGGCUACAAAUACGUGGGGAUGAUCGUGGGGCUCGUGGCCGGGCUGCUCCUGGGCAGGGUUGGGUACUACGUGGCCUUGACCUGGUGCUGUUUGAGCAUUUUUGUCUUCAUGAUCCGGACUCUGCGGCUGAAGCUGCUGUCGGAGGCGGCGGCCGAGGGGGUUUUGGUGCGCGGAGCCAAGAAUCAGCUGCGCAUGUACCUGACUAUGGCCAUCGCCGCCGCGCAGCCGCUCUUCAUGUACUGGCUCACCUUCCACCUGCUCAGGUGAGCCUGGAAAUCCGGGAAUUACCUGGAAAAUCCGGGAAUUGCCAGGGAAAUCCGGGAAUUGCCGGGAAAUCCGGGAAUCGCCAGGAAAAAUCCCGGAAUUUCAGCGUUUUCCCCCCAAAAAACCCCAACCCCCUGCGCUCUUCGGGUUUCAAUAAACGGAAUUUCGAAGGA
Molecule: messenger RNA, 666 nt
Organism: Agelaius phoeniceus (red-winged blackbird)
Lineage: Eukaryota; Metazoa; Chordata; Aves; Passeriformes; Icteridae
Source: RefSeq, a predicted model, not a curated record